AAACUACUUCCGGGUCUGGCAGCUUCUGGAUCAGCUGGUUUCUUAUUGCGCAACUCUUGUGAACUUGGAUCAGUGAGAACAGACACUUAAAAAUGCAGAGGCCCAUUCAAAGGUUCGUGUACACAUUCGGUCAUCGCACCUGCAGCCAAUUGCCGCUAAUCGGCGGAGUCUCGGUAUCAACAAGAAUAACAAGAGCCCCAAUGGCCUUCUCAGCCCGCCAAUCCUCGUCCUCCGUGCUGGCCACGGAAUCGUCCAACAAGGGUAUGAUCAUACUUAACCGUCCCAAGGCGCUGAAUGCCAUCAACCUGGAGAUGGUGCGAAAGAUAUACAAGCAUCUGAAGAAAUGCGAGAAGUCCAAGUCCGUUCUGAUCAUCAAGGGUACCGGCGAGAAGGCCUUCUGCGCCGGUGGCGACGUACGCGCCCUUGUCGAGGCGGGACCCACCGAUGAAUCAAAGAGCUUCUUUCGGGAGGAGUACACCACCAACGCCUUAAUUGGAAACUACAAGAUACCUUACAUUGCUAUCAUUGAUGGAAUUACCAUGGGAGGUGGCGUCGGACUGAGCGUACACGGUAAAUAUCGCGUGGCAACGGACCGCACGUUGUUUGCCAUGCCUGAAACGGCUAUCGGCCUGUUCCCGGAUGUCGGCGGCUCAUACUUCCUGCCGCGCCUUCAGGGCAAACUAGGGCUGUACCUGGGGCUGACAGGCUAUCGGCUAAAGGGCGGAGAUGUCUUCUAUGCCGGUAUUGCCUCGCAUUAUUGCGAGAGCAGCAAAAUCCCCGAACUGGAGACCGCCCUACUCAACUGUCCGGAUGCGGACGAUGUGCCGGAGCUGCUGCAAAAGUUCCAUUCGAAGCCGGAGAAGCCGUUCUCACUGGAACCCGUUCUGGAGCAAAUCAACAAGAACUUUGCAGCGGACUCGGUGGAGGGCAUCCUGGAGAACUUGCAGAACGACGGCAGCGAAUGGGCAAAGAAGACACUUGAGACGCUCUGCAAGGUGUCGCCUACGUCGAUGAAGGUCACGUUCCGCCAGCUGGAGCUUGGCUCCCAGCUUUCGCUGGCCCAGUGCCUGAUUAUGGAAUAUCGCCUAGCCGUGCGUCACCUGGAGCGCAGCGACUUCAAAGAGGGCGUGCGAGCCCUGCUCAUCGACAAGGAUCAGAAGCCCCACUGGCAGCCGUCUCAGCUGGCUGAGGUCACAGAGGAACAUGUGCAAUGGUUCUUCCGCAAGCUGCCCGACACGGAGGAACUAAAACUGUAAUGUAGCGAGGCUUAGCUUCAUAUUCCACAGUUGCCUGCUCAUUUUGUUUGACUUCCGUUUUAUCUUAAUAUCCACGCACCUUUAAUGCCUUGUAUAUACUGUUUUGCGAGCUUGAGUUUUGCAUGGUCCCCUGCCUGCCGUUUUAAAGUUUUCUUUAUCUGUACUUGCACAGUAUAACGGCUGCAGUUUGACAAGCACUGUCGCUAAAUAUUCGCAAUCUCUUUUUCAUUCCAACAGCGACUAACUCUGGAGAAAAUUCCCGGCAAUCGCCCGUAUUUACCAAUAACGAUCGUGAAAUUUAAUGCAUUUAUAUAUGAUAUAAAUAUUAUUUACAAUUCGUAGUCCUAAUACAAUCUGUCAUUGUGCCUAAAUCGAUUAGAAAUCGUUUAACAAGAAUAAACUGAAGUGUAUAUGUUUA
Molecule: messenger RNA, 1674 nt
Organism: Drosophila bipectinata
Lineage: Eukaryota; Metazoa; Arthropoda; Insecta; Diptera; Drosophilidae
Gene: Hibch
Product: 3-hydroxyisobutyryl-CoA hydrolase
Biological process (GO): L-valine catabolic process
Cellular component (GO): mitochondrion
Molecular function (GO): 3-hydroxyisobutyryl-CoA hydrolase activity
Source: RefSeq, a predicted model, not a curated record